Messenger RNA from Macadamia integrifolia, 1174 nucleotides. Its product is annotated as transcription factor IIIB 60 kDa subunit-like. Gene Ontology annotation, biological process: transcription preinitiation complex assembly; transcription by RNA polymerase III; DNA-templated transcription initiation. Gene Ontology annotation, cellular component: nucleus; transcription preinitiation complex; transcription factor TFIIIB complex. NCBI's taxonomy places the organism in Eukaryota, Viridiplantae, Streptophyta, Magnoliopsida, Proteales, Proteaceae. The transcript has 7 exons. Bases 515 to 919 code for a protein of 134 amino acids. Gene Ontology annotation, molecular function: RNA polymerase III general transcription initiation factor activity; TBP-class protein binding; RNA polymerase III type 3 promoter sequence-specific DNA binding. The record is from RefSeq and is a predicted model, not a curated record.
AAAAAAAGCUCUCCUUCUCCGUCUCAGGAUACCAAAACAGGGACUUGCCCACCUUAUCCAAGUUGGUCCGUCUCAGGAUACCAAAACGGGGACUUGGCCCGCUUGUCCAAGUUGGCAGUUGGAAACGUAGCCCCCUUCUUCUCCGUCUCUUUCCCGGUGCCGGCGACUGAGGGCAAUAGUCCUAACAAUCAGUACCCCUGCUCCCUUCCUCUUCUACGUUUUUCUUCCCAUCGGUUGCUGAAAACUCCAUCGAAGGAGAUUGCAGCGGCGGGAGGGUGACCUACCGCUCCUCUUCUCCGGCAAGUCACCAUAUGAAGCUAUUGAGUUGAGCCCCUGCCCCGGUGCCCCUUCUUCUUCUCCGUCUCCGUUCGGCCAGCGAGUCUAUAUCUUCUCUUCUCCAGUUUCUAAUUGCAGUGGUGAGUACCUGUGAUUGCAGCUGCAUUUCUCGUUCCCUCUCCAACUUUCCAGUGGAUUGCAGCGUUCCCCUGUGAGCUGAGGAAAGGUAGCAUCUGCAAUGAUGGGGUGGUGUAAGCACUGUGCACAAAAUAGACAAAUGGAGCGUGAUCCUAUUAAUGGGUUCUUAUGUUGUUGUAGUUGCGGAAGGGUUAUUGAUCAGGAUGUAUUCUCCACUGAAGUCACCUUUGUAAAAGGUGCUGGAGGGCAGAGCCAAAUGUCGGGUAAUUAUGUGAGGACUGUGCAAGGCGAGCACUAUGAGUCACAUGAAAGGACUUUAAAUAAAGGAAGAGAUGAAAUCAGUGACAUGGUUGUAAGUCUAGGUGUUGGUGGUGGAAAUUCAAUAAUUGAUCCGGCUUUUGCUUUCUAUAAACGGUUGAGAGGAAUUUUACUAGGGGGAGGAGAACAUCACAGGUUGCAGCUGCUUGCCUUGACAUUGCUUGCAGGUAAGGUUCUAUAUGUAUAGUGGGAGUGUUAAGUGGUUACUGCCCAGCGUUGAGUAAUUCUUAGAUGUGUCAUGUGCAGAUCCAUGGUUGUAAAAGUUGACAAAUUUCUGUGACAAUUUGUAAUAUAUCUUGAUUAAAUAUUCUCUGUUCUAUGAAAAUAGUGAAGGGGUUUUAGAUUGGCUUGCUGAUAAUACAUUUAUAAAUAUGGGAGGAAACUGUGAGCUCAUAAUCUUACAAUGCAGCAAUGCAGAAGUGAUCUGGAAAUAUUAUGUUGA